Messenger RNA from Paralichthys olivaceus (Japanese flounder), 924 nucleotides. Its product is annotated as V-set and immunoglobulin domain-containing protein 1-like. The record is from RefSeq and is a predicted model, not a curated record. Gene Ontology annotation, biological process: maintenance of gastrointestinal epithelium; epithelial cell morphogenesis. Lineage: Eukaryota; Metazoa; Chordata; Actinopteri; Pleuronectiformes; Paralichthyidae. Gene Ontology annotation, cellular component: plasma membrane.
AUGACGUCCUCCAUGUUGGGCUUGUUGGUUCUUGCAAGCAUCAUAGGACGGGGUGAGCUGAUCACAGUCAGUACGCCGCACAAAUCCAUCAACGUUACAGUGGGUGGAAGUGUCCUCCUCCAGUGUGUGUUUGUGACUAUUCCUGAAACCACCAGCCUCACCAUCCAGUGGGACUUUGUGUCAUCAGCCUCCCUAAAGCAGGUCUAUUACUAUCAGUCAGGAAAGGAUGUCAUUCCCAGAGCGUACGAGGGCAGAAUCCAGCCUCCCUCUUCGCCAGGCACGAACAAAAACGCCUCGAUAACAAUACGCAACAUGCAGCCAUCAGACAGUGGAGUCUACAGCUGUGAGGUUCACAACUUCCCUGAUGUGGACGGAAAGUCUCAGGCCAAUAUCGCUGUGAACGUUCUUGAGAGGCCCUCUCCUCCUUACUGCGCCGUCCACGGUGACGUUGAGUCGGGUCACCUGGUCACUCUGACCUGCCACAGUGAGCUUGGAAGCCCGACCCCCACGUACAUCUGGACCAAACUGGACCAGGCUAAGACCAGGAUGCCUGUUCUGGGACAAACAAACCCAUCUGGAAUAUUGAAAAUCACAAACAUCUCCCAAUUUCAAUUUGGGGAGUACCAGUGCAACGCCACAAAUGUAGUAGGGUUUUCCACCUGCACCAUAGAGCUGACACCUGAAGUGGGAGAUGGAGUGAUUGCUGGUGCAGUGAUUGGUGCGUUACUCGGGUGCGUCCUCAUCAUUUUGGUCGUGUGGUUCAUCGCUCACACGGUGAAGAGGCAUAGAUACAAAGCAGUGAAGGCACCAGAGGCCAACGAGAUGAAGAGGAGCUCUCGCCAGGCCCAGGAAGCCACGGAGAGUGUUUCCACGGCAACCACAGCCGGAAACCUCCAUGCUGGGGGAGAUGAGCCAGAGGCCUAA